Molecule: messenger RNA, 843 nt
Organism: Gymnodraco acuticeps
Lineage: Eukaryota; Metazoa; Chordata; Actinopteri; Perciformes; Bathydraconidae
Gene: soul5
Product: heme-binding protein soul5
Exons: 7
Coding region: 114-773 (219 amino acids)
Cellular component (GO): cytoplasm
Source: RefSeq, a predicted model, not a curated record
AGGGGUUCAGGGAGUGGCCAGUUCUCCUUUCAUAACCAGGGUUGGAAUAAAAGGAUGCUUUGGACCAGACUCUCAGUAUCCAACUUCAGGAGCACAGAACCCAACACUCUGCUAUGAUGAUUUACAUUUCAGGACUUGUUGGCUUCCUGUUGGUGCUAACGGCUGAGGCCAGGAUUGGGAGCUCCUCUGAACUUGACUUCUGCUCUGAGACCGAACAGUGUCUGCUGUUUGAUUCCAUUUGUAAGACUGAUGAAUAUGAGGUCCGUGACUAUGGCAAUGUGACAUGGGUUUGGACUGAAGAGAAAAGCUAUUUCAUGGACUUUGCAAUCUUCCCAUUAUUCCGCAGACUGUUUAACUACAUCAAAGACUUCGGCAUUGAAAUGACAGCUCCUGUUAUCAUAAACAUUGCUGAGGACAAGUCAUCUUUUUCUAUAUUCGGUAUGAAAAAGUAUAUAUACACAAUGAGUUUCUUGAUGCCCGCUGAACAUCAGGCCAAUCCCCCCAGACCUAAUGAUAGGAAGGUGAAGAUCGGUCACAUGGACGCAAUGAAGGUGUAUGUACGGAGCUAUAAAGGAUUGAUGUCGAGCUUCCUCUACAAAAGCGAAGCGUAUGCUCUGUCCUCUUACCUAGACUCGGCGGGUGCAAACUAUGAAAAAGACCACAACUAUGCUGUUGGAUAUAACAGUCCAAGGAAGAUGUUUGACAGCUACAAUGAGGUGUGGUAUGUUGUGAACGGUGAACCGGUGUGUUCCAGCAGUGAGGAGAUGGGUUGAGCCCUGUGUAAUGACAGCCUUUAUGAAAAGAUGUUGUAGCUGCUUCAGGUUAUAAUGUGUCAUACAAACA